GCCGCGAUUCCCUCGAAACGCGGUCUUUGCGGCCAAAAUCGGGGUUCAGUUGGUGUACAGCAUCGACUAUUCUCCCAGACUGUCGCACGCAACCAUCCAUUGCACAUAUAAGCCGCCACAAGCCCCCGCACAGCUAUCCAAGCACAAGCACUGCCGAAACAGUCAAAGAUGCUCCGGCUCCUCCUUUUCGUCAGCAUUUGGGCCACUGCCUACGGAGGUAAGCAAGACAGGUCGUUUGCCCAGAUCUCGAUAGAUGGCCCCGUGGACGCACAGCCCAACAAGGGCAGCGCCCUCGACCAGGAGAUCCAAGCGUUAGAUGAAUUAAUCAAAGCACAGCAGAAGAAGCUCGCCGCGCUCGGCGCGCUGCGGAAGGCAGGCACCGCGCCGCCCGACGACGACGAGGGCACGUGUGCCGCGCUUCGAGAGGCGUCGAGGGAGCUCGCAUGCGGCUCGAACGAAAAACGACGGCGGGAAGCGCCGAAGGACGUGGAUGAUGUGUUGGUCAUGCGCGGCGAAAUCACGGCGUCGUCGAUCUACGAGGUGCUUCCAUUUAGAACGCGCGCGCGGCCCUCCCCUCAACCCAUGCGCCGCAAGCGCGGCCAUCAACAAACGAGGGCCCCGCGCUACGACUACGUCAAUAUUUUGGUAGUUGUGGCACCGGAUGGAAAAGCGACGUUCCAUGAGAGCGGCGGCGCCGUCGUCGCUACGAUAGAUCUAGAACAAAAGAACGUGAAAACUCUAGCGUUCGACGGCGGGGACCAGCCUUUAUUAGCGACGGCGAACGACGACGGUGUGAGGUUGCACAACCUGACCUUGUGGCGGGGGGAGCGGGUGAUCGCCGGCAGAAGGCCGCGCUACGUUUAUGAUGACGAGGCGCCGCCGCCGCCGAUCCCGGAGCCGUCGACGCGCACGGCGUCGGGCCUGGGUCUGGUCAUUGGACGCGAGGUCGACCUGGUCCCUCUACCGAUGCAAGUAGCGACGAAGAAGGGUCUCGUCGAAAAGCCUUCACCACCCAAGUUAGUAACCGUCUUCCCCUGGCGCAGCGUCGGUGCACAUAUUGCGACGCUCGACGAAGGCGGUCGGUUCAUUUUGUGGACGCGCAACGGCACCCAGAGGGGGUCGUUAAAUCUGACGGCGUCUUCACUCACACGGGCGGGCAGCACCUUCGCCGCCGCCUCCGACAACGUCGUGCGCUUCGUCAGCGCGGGGCGCUGGCAGACGAUGGCUGUCGAGUGCCGCGGGCCCCCGGCACUCGUAUCGGAUGUGGUAUUUGACCCCUUGCGGCCCGAGCUCGUGCAUGUCGCUUAUGAAACUGGUGUGAUUUUAACCUUCCGCAAGCCGCCCGUCUACGAUUAUGACGACGUCGUGCAAGAAAGACAAUGUAGGUUGGCGGGCAAGCUGCCACAGACGCCCCAUAUAUCUUCGGUCAAGCUCGCGGCCGUGCGCGGGUUUCUCAUAUCAAGCUCGUCCACCCAUAUCGCGGUGCACAACACGUCCUCCUCGUCGCCCGAGCACUACUACCUCGUCGGGGCCAAGGCCGUCUCCCCAAAGAAGGCGCGCGACCUUAGAGCUACUGUCGUCUCCGGCAUGUAUGCGCCUGAAGUAGUAUUGGCCUUCCGCGAGGAUGCCCAGAUCAAGGUCUACGAGUCUUUGUUAAAACACGAGCCGCCGCUGCCGGCCGACGUGGCCUGGAUGCGCGUGCCGAUCCUGCUCAUCGGGUUGGUAGUGGUCUUCGGCGUCCAGGUGUUCCGGGGCGGCGGCGGCGGCGGGCGGCGGCGCGGCCGCGGCGGGCUGUCGCCGUCGGACAUGGACCGUCUCAAUCAAAUGGCCGGGCUCAUGGGCGACAACCGGGGGUUCGGAUCGCCGGCCGCGCGGGGGCGCGACUUCCCGCCGUACUAG
This is a messenger RNA of Pelagomonas calceolata, 1899 nucleotides long. Lineage: Eukaryota; Pelagophyceae; Pelagomonadales; Pelagomonadaceae. The record is from the annotation of a GenBank genome assembly.